GCCGCAUGAUAACGGCGCCAUUUUCUAGUUCAUUGAAUAAAAGGGGUUUGGCAGCACGGGUUUUUACGAGUCAGUACGAGCCUAAAUUUUUAUUAAUCAGGUAAAUACCAAGGAGUUUUAACCAUGUCAACUACUCCGGCUCAGAAACACACCCGGGCCAGUGGGGCCCAAACGCCUCUGAGCCCGACUCGGAUUACUCGAAUCCAGGAGAAAGAAGAGCUGAAGAAUCUCAAUGACCGCCUGGCCGUUUACAUCGACAAGGUACGCUCCUUGGAAUGCGAGAAUAGCGUCCUGCAGCUUAAGAUCUCCGAAAAGGAAGAGGUGACGACCCGUGAGCUGACCGGCAUCAAGGCCAUGUAUGAGACGGAGUUGGCCGACACUCGGAGGUUGCUUGACGAGACAGCUAGGGAAAAAGCGAAGCUGCAGAUCGAACUGGGCAAGAGUAAAGCAGAGCUGGACGAACUCAGCAAAAAUUACAAGAAGAAAGAUAAUGACCUGAUAACAGCACAAGCUCGGCUGAAAGAUUUUGAAUUAACAUAUCAUAAAAAUGAGGCUGCUCUUAACACUGCUCUUGGUGAAAACCAACGUAUGGAAGCAGAGCUGGCUGAUCUACGCUCACAGCUUGCUAAGGCUGAAAGUUCACUGGCUGCUGCCAAAAAGCAGUUGGAAGGGGAGACACUAAUGCGAGUCGACCUGGAGAAUCAGUGUCAAAGCUUGACAGAGGAACUGGCAUUCAGGAAGAAUGUGUUUGAAGAGGAGGUGCGUGAAACUAAGAAGAGACAAGAUCGUCGUGUAGUUCAGGUGGACUCUGCACGAAAAAUUGACUAUGACUCCAAAUUGGCAGAGGCCCUUCAAGACCUUCGAAAACAGCAUGAGGAUCAAGUGAGACAAUACAAGGAAGACUUGGAACAAACUUUCCAAGCCAAGCUGGAAAAUGCUAAAGUAGCAUUUGAUAGAAAUGACAAAGCUAUGGGCACAGCAAGGGAAGAACUACAGGAGGCAUACCUCAGAAUUGAGAGUCUGAACUACCAACUUGGAACCCUGCAGAAGCAGUCUGCUGCUUCUGAGGCUCGAAUUAGGGAGUUGGAAGAGAUGCUGGCUAAUGACCGUGAUAAAUAUCGUAAGAUGUUGGAGGCAAGAGACCGGGAAAUGGCUGAGCUGAGGGAUACUGUGGAGGUGCAGUUGCAGGAAUAUGAAGACCUCCUUGAUGUUAAACUGGCUCUUGACAUGGAAAUUCAAGCCUACCGUAAACUCCUGGAAGGCGAGGAAGAGAGAUUGAAGCUGUCUCCAAGUCCUUCCUCUCGCGUUACAGUGUCCCGUGCUACAUCCAGCAGUGCUGUUCACACCUCCCGAGCCAAACGCAAGCGUGUAGAAAUAGAAGAACCUCAUGAAAGCAGCAGUCGUAUACAGCAGACUCACACUAGCAGUGGUUCGAUAAGUAUUGAGCCAACUGAUCUUGAGGGAAAAUUUGUUUGUCUCAGUAAUAAAUCUGAGAAGGAUCAGCCACUGGGUGGUUGGAGACUGAAGAGACAAAUUGGAGAUGGGGAAGAAAUGGUCUACAAAUUCACUCCCAAGUACACUCUGAAGGCUGGACAAGAAGUCAAAAUCUGGAGUGCAGAUGCUGGUAAAGCCCAUAGUCCUCCUACUGACCUUCUGUGGAAGAAUCAUAGCUGGGGCACUGGUGAUGAGAUUAAGACUGUCCUUGUCAACUCUGAUGGAGAGGAAGUUGCAGUAAGAAAUCUCCGAAAAACUUACCAUGAAGAUGUGGAGGAAGAAGCUGAAUUUGGAGAGGAAGAUCUUUUCCACCAACAGGGUGACCCAAGGACCACUUCCCGACAAUGUGCAGUCAUGUGAUCAGAAAUUUACUAUUCUUCAUUCAGGAGAAAACUCCCUUUUAUCCAGAGCCACUGAGAAAUAUUUUUGUACACUGUUUUUCUUUAAUGUUUCAAAACCAUUCUAGUCUAGUACUUUUAUGACCAUUGUUUUAAUUUGUAAAACCUGAGUUCUGAAGGGGUAUUUUUAAGAUUUUUCUUUGGCAAAACAUUUAUUCAAAUGUGAUGUUUAAAAACUGAGGUUACUAAAAUUUUACAUGGGGGUGGGAAAUAGAUGAAUAUUUUUAGUCAUAUGACCUCCUUGUGUACAGAUUUGGGUUCAUACAUCUGGGAUUUAACCAUGGAACUGCAUCACAGACUGUGUAUUAAUCAGAAUUUGGUUAUUCUGCAGUUUUUCAAACCCAAAGGGUUGUAAAAACUCCACCAAAUUGGUGUUAACCUAGUACCCAGACAAAAUUAACAUUGUUAGGAGUAUGAAACUCCUUCAAAACUGUGGGUGGAGUAUUCUGUACUCCACUGCAGAAUUCUCAGGUCUUUUACAGAAAUCAUGCUAAAAAGAUUUCUACUGUGAUCCUGCCCAUUUAUUUGGCUGUUCUGUAUAAAUACUGCCGUACUAAAACUGGUAUAUGUGAUCUAUAAGAAAUUUGUAAUAUGGAAUGUGAACUGUUGAAAUGCCUGAAUAAUCAAUGAUCUGGAAAUGAGCCUAGAUAUUAUUUUAAUUGGGUGAAUUGUGAUCAUAUGCAGUUAUUAAAUGGAAACAUAAGCAUUGCAUGAAAAACAGCAGAAUACACCAAACGUUUUAUUUUAAUCUUAAGUGCUGCAUUGCUCUCAUUUUCAUAGCAAAGCCUGAAACUGGUGUCUUUGAAGUUACAUUCUUUUUUAAGUGUCUGAUUAUUUGAAUCCUUUGUUUAAAUACCAUUUGGGUACUUUUUACUGGCUGGUGUAUUAAUAUUUGGAUGGUGGCUUAUGGAAGCUUGUAUUUUUUUUUUCGUUGCUUGAUGGCUGGUUAGUACUUAACUGAUAAUUUGUAAUUGCUUGCUCGUUUAGUAGCAUAUUAGAUUGCCUUCUAAUUGAAAGUUGAGAAGUGAAAAAAAUGUUUCUUAACACUGGGACAGAUAUUAAGCUUAAUUUGACAAGAUAGUUUAGCAGUUCAGAAACCAUCUUAAUUUGAAAACUCCUGUUUAAUAAAUCAUGUAGCCAGUAUUCAACUGAAUAUAUAACAGCAAAAUCAUAAAUUUUGGCACUAUCCAAGAUUUUUAAAAAAUACUGCAAAUCUGAAGUGUUUUCUUAAAGUAGCGCAAUCAUGUUCAAAGCAAAGUGUUUGUUUAUUUUGUAGUCACCAAAGUUGUCAAGGAGUGUGGCUACUUAAGAAAUUCUAAGCAAUAAAAUAGUGGAAAACCAAUUUGCAGUUAACCCUUUAGUAGUCGUCUUGGUAUCUUUGUCCCAUGAGUUGUUUUCAGUUAGUUAGUUAUAUACUUUUUGGUGGGAGGUGGAAUUGCAAAAAUCAUGUUCCUUGUAUUUUUUUUAAGGAUGGACACAUUUUGAAGUACUGUACCUGUACAGUUAAUGUAUGGAGGGGUGGUGGGGAAGUUGUCAUUGUCACACUAAUGUUUUAUCCCACAUACUUUGAUUUAAUAUAUCAUAUAUAUGGUUAAAUUUUAUGCUUAUCAUUCAUUUUUAUUAACUUAAAUUCUGUUUCUCAGUUACUUUUAUGGGCUGAAUACAAAUUGAAUGUUAAGAUUAAAUAGAAUUUCUUUAAAUACAUGUAUCUAAUAGUUCUAGUCUAAAGUAUUAGUGGCUUUUCAUAAAUUUAUGGUUGUCUUAGUAUAUUAGAAUUGACUGUGAAAAGUAGAAUUAAGUGCCCUAAAUUUGAUGUUGCUGAGAAAUUUUAUGGCCUGAGAAACAGAAUUUUAGAUAAAGCCUUAUGCUUUAAUAUUAAACUUUUGACCUAUAGUUGAUGGUAUUUUUUAAAAAAAAUCAUGUGCACACUUUUUUUAACAAGAUAUAAAUAUACUGAUGAAAAUCAUGAUGCACGUUGCUGUGAGGUUUCUUUUAAACCUUUGAAAGGCUUCAUUGCAAGGUUUCUGGUGUUUCCCUUGUAAAAUCAAACACUUUUUUUCCCACUGAUUAAAAAGAAACCCAUAAAGCACACAUGGAAUUCAGUUUGAUUCAUUUCAUUUUUGAGGUUUUUCAUUCAAAUGUUUGUAAUUUCUCUCUCUCACCCCCUCCCUUUUUUCUUCCCUUCCCAUUUUCCUCUCCCUUCCCUUUUUUUUUCUUCUAUCUCUCCCUGCCCCUCGCCAAAUUGCAUGGCAGCAUAAUGGUGAAUUUGCCAGACUAGUAAUCCUCAGGUCUUUAAGAACUGUCAACCAUUCUCUCAUUUCCUUCAGAGAAGGAAAUCUGCCGUGCUUACCUGGUUUGGUGUAUAUGGGUAUGGGGGUGUGCGUGUGUCUGUGUGCGUGUGUAAUCACUCCAGACUCUUGGUAAUGUAUUUGACAUUAACUGUCCUCUCAAAUUAUCUAUCUAACAAGCCAUUCAGGGAUUAUUGGGCAUGGUCAUUAACCUUUCCAGCAACAUUUGAAAGUCAAAGGAUUUAAACCUAACUUUACCAGAGGCAGCUGUCUUUCUAACAAAUAAACUACAAUCAAAUCGAAUGACUAAAUUUACCUUUCAGAUUUCUUGGCAGAAAAGUAGACUUCUCUCUCUACUUGUUCCAUCUUCUUAAAUAAAUCUUCAUAGCUCACAUGAAUUACUAAUGUGUUGUGUUUUUUUGAGCAAUGAAAGAGGGUAUUAUUUCGCUUUUAAACUUGUGGUAAAACACUGUAUAGAUUGUGUAAUUGAAGGUGCAGUACCUUUUUUUGCCCUGGUUAGUUUGAGUCAUAUGUUAAUGAUCUACCAAAGCAUCGCCAUCAGCUAUAUCAGGAACUGUUGAAACUGACACCACCCUCCUGUGGAAAAAGUUGCCCCUCCAGGUCUGUUUUUAAAUCUUUCCCUCUCACCUUAAACCUAUGCCUCUAGUUGUGGAUUCCUACACCCUUUGGAAAAGACCUUAGCUACUCACCUUUAUCUGAAGGUGAAUAUGAAAUACCCUGAAUAGACUAAAUGCUCUCAAUGAAAAAGGUGCUGUACCUAGAAUGCAUUUGAUAGAAUCAACACGUUAUCGUAAAUAUCACUGCAAGUGGAACUUCAAUCUGCCCUUGUAACGUAAGUAUUUGCUUUCACUUUAAGCAAAGGAAAUUUGAAUUUGCAUUUGAUUCUUGGGUUGAAAAAUGUUGUCUUUUCACCAAAUAAACCAGUCUCAUUGCUCAGAUUAUUUUCUUAUAUGGCAAUGACAUGCCAAAAUACAAUGUUCUGUCUGUAAUUUGUAAGCAUACAUUUUAUAACUGGAAUUUUUUUGAGCAUUCAAUAAAUGUGGUUUUGCUUAUUUUGAAA
Rhincodon typus (whale shark) is the source of this 5261-nucleotide messenger RNA. RefSeq names its product lamin B2 (gene lmnb2). The coding region runs from base 124 to 1854 and encodes 576 amino acids. NCBI's taxonomy places the organism in Eukaryota, Metazoa, Chordata, Chondrichthyes, Orectolobiformes, Rhincodontidae. The transcript is spliced from 11 exons. The record is from RefSeq and is a predicted model, not a curated record.